AUGGUCAUACGAGGUACCGUGGCUGUUGAGGAAGCAAUCAUAACCCCUUCGACGGUAUGGCUACUUGAGGAAACCAAUUCUAUUCUCAAUCCUGGUGACCACAGCAACAAAACCCUCGAAGCACAUGCCAAGAGGCUACUUGAUAUCCAUGGCAAGCGUCUGACGACUAUGGAUGCCGAGGGAGUCGAAUACAUGCUUCUAUCCUUGACUGCCCCAGGAUGCCAGGGCAUCACCGAUCCUCAAGUCGCGGAGAAGACUGCGAGAGAGGCCAACGACUGGCUGGCAGCCCAAGUGUCGCGAAACCCCAAGAGAUUUGGUGGUCUAGCAGCUCUUUCCAUGCACGGUCCAGAGGCCGCGGCACAUUACUACGAUACUACUAGAUACGAUCCUUUCUGGAAAAAGGUGGAAGAAUUAGAUGUACCGAUAUACUUUCACCCGCGCUACCUCGCGAAGAAGGAUCUUCAACCCGGAUCUCUCUAUGGGGAUCGACCGCAUCUACAAGGGGCUGCUGUGCAGUUCCACCUCGACCUUUCGUACCAUAUUUAUCCGAUUUGUUCAUCAGGUGUUAUCGAUCGAUUUCCAGGUGCCAAAAUUGUAGCUGAACAUCUUGGAGAGAACAUCCCUCUCAAUCUACGGCGAGCGAGCCAUUGGUACAAUAAAUCUAGCAAACAGGCUACGCGACCUUCAAAGAACGACUAUAAUUUCUACUUCCAAAACAAUGUCUAUAUUACAACGUCGGGAAACUUCUUCACUCCUGGCUUGAAGCUCUGCAUUGAGACGAUCAACCUCGAUAGAUGCUUAUACGCGAUAGACACACCGUAUGAAGACAUUGAAGAGGAACAGUCGUGGUGGAAAACUGUAGAUUCGGACAAUGAGGCGAAGGACAAAGUUGGAAGGGUGAACGCUAUAAAGCUGUUCAAAUUGCCCUUGGAGCACUGA
Molecule: messenger RNA, 939 nt
Organism: Bipolaris victoriae FI3
Lineage: Eukaryota; Fungi; Ascomycota; Dothideomycetes; Pleosporales; Pleosporaceae
Exons: 5
Coding region: 1-939 (312 amino acids)
Biological process (GO): secondary metabolic process
Cellular component (GO): cytoplasm; cytosol
Molecular function (GO): carboxy-lyase activity; hydrolase activity
Source: RefSeq, a predicted model, not a curated record